AUGGAUCGCCUUACCUCCGCCCUCCGCAGCCUCCAGUCUAACUCGGAGUCGGUCACGAACGGGAUCUGUGGGAUUUUGGCGCUGGCCAGCGUCCGGCUAUACAGUGCCCUCAACUUUAGCUGCCCGUGUCUACCCGGCUACAACACUGCGUACGCGGCGGCGGUCCUCCUCCUACCCUGCGUCGCCCUCUUCAUCUGCGGCCUCAUGGUGAACCGACGCUGGCUUCUGCUGCUGCGGGAGUGGCGGAGGCCCGAAGGCAGUCGACCCAGGGACGGCAGUGCUCUGCUGUCGCUGCUGCUCGGAGUGGUGCGGAGCGCCGCGCUGCCUCCCGCCUCCUGGCUUAUCGUGGCUCUGCUCGAUGGCAAGUGCCUCGCCUGCGCCCUCGCUACCAGUCUGGAGCCCGGUCGCUUCGCCAAUGUUAGCAGCUACACUGCGGCCGAGCUGCGCGCCGCCCUGGCCCGGCUUCCCUGUAAGGACCUCGCCUCCGUGCUGCUGCCCGGGCACCCCCCCUUUUCCAGAAAGGCAGCCUACCGGUACCUGCGCACUGUCUCCCAGGCGGUGGGAUGGACCACCCUCUUCCUGCUGAUCCUGGCCGCAUUCCUCGCUCGCACCCUGAGGCCGUGCUCUCGACAAGUCAACCCACUGCGGAACUGGUACUGGGGUAACUAUCUCGAUCUGGAGGAGAAGAUCUUCGAGGAGAUGUGCUGCGAGCAUGCGCACACGUUCGCUCGGCGCUGCGUCCGCGAGUUCUUCGUCGGACCGGGACAGGAGGGAGCAGAAGGCCAGGAGAGUGCGAAGGGGACGGAGGGGGAGGCGGACUGGCCUCUACACGGCAUCACCAACAAAGAGCAGCUGAACCAGCUCCUUCUGCGAUGGGACAACUCCAGGCCCCCACUGGCCAUCCAGGACGAUGGCCGGCAGACCCCUGGGCACCCAGGGCUCUCUCAGGGCCCGUCGGGAAACGGUGCACGGCACACCCGGGUUUAA
Mobula hypostoma (lesser devil ray) is the source of this 987-nucleotide messenger RNA. Its product is annotated as calcium homeostasis modulator protein 3-like. Gene Ontology annotation, cellular component: plasma membrane. Lineage: Eukaryota; Metazoa; Chordata; Chondrichthyes; Myliobatiformes; Myliobatidae. The transcript has 2 exons. Gene Ontology annotation, molecular function: monoatomic cation channel activity. The record is from RefSeq and is a predicted model, not a curated record. The coding region runs from base 1 to 987 and encodes 328 amino acids.